AUGGGCAAGAAGACCUCUCGUCCGUCGGCCAAGGUUGGCACAUCCGCCUCGUCGGCCGGAGACCUUGCUGGUGCAAGCAGCAAAUCAUCGAUCCUGCGAGCAGCGUUUUCCCCGUCAGAGUACCAAUUGGCUCUGUUCGCCUCAGUGAUCCAAGGCCUGGAUGCGCAGCACCUCCGAAUUCACGACGUGAACACCGGCCGCCUACAAUGCGAACAUGCUUUGGGACCUAAGGAGACAGUCACUUCAUUGGACUGGGGAUAUUUUGGCGGCAAGAAUCGCGAUCAAUCAAAGAAGAAGCGCAAGCGCGGGUCCGACGUGAACGGUGCGGUGGAUGGAUUGGACCAGGGCGAUGUCGUGGUUGCGUUUGGUACCAACACUUCCGAUAUUCGGAUGUUCUCCCCAUCCGAGGACAAGAUCGUCGGCACUCUGGCUGGAGCCCACGAUAAGGGUAUCAAGGACUUCAAGUUCAGCGCAGAGAAGCCCGGCCAGGAGGCUUGGAGUAUUGGCGGAGACAACAAGCUUGUCCAGUGGGAUCUCCGCACUGGUCAGAGCGUAAGGACAAUCCACUUGCCUGCAUCAUCCACAUUCACUGCUCUUUCUCGCCCCAUCUCCUCCAACACCCCCGUCGUGUGCGCUUCGCAGACUCCUUACCUCGUCAAUGUCGAAAACUCCGAAGAGCAACCGAUCAAGUUCCCCGCGAUGCGCAACCAAAUCCAUACCGUCAUCGCUUCAUCUGGCUCAUUCCUCGCUUCCGACGGCGAACGUUUCGUGAACGUUUUCGAAGCUUCCAGCCAGAAGCUCGUGCGCAACCUUGUCGCUGAUCAGGAUGUUACCUCUGUCUCCCUGCUUGAUAGCACUGCCCCGGAGAAGCAGAUUCUUGCCGCCGUCACUGAGAAUGGAACGAUCGAGUUCUUUACGAAACCGUUCGCCCCCGCUCCUGCCCCCGCCGCUAGUGCCAAGGCUAGUCGCAAGCAGAUGACCCAGAAGGCAAAUGCCUCGCUCAAGGUACUGCGCACCGGUGAAUCGGAGUCUUGUGUACCCGUGGUCUCGACUGCUUUCCUUGGUCCUGACAUCGUGGUUGCAUACGCCGAGGGUGGGGUGGUCCCAGUCUUCCAACGCGUUAAACUGCUCGACGAAUCUACCGAUGAAUUGUCUUUCACAGGAGUCAAGGCCGUUGUCAAGACCAAGUCUAGCUCUGCCAUCGCAUCUGCGGCUGUCAAUGGUGCGAAGAAUGCCACAGAAGGCCGAGUAGACGAGACACACGUCGUCGUUGCAGCGGGUAAUAUAAUGGAUAACGACAUUGAGAUGAAGGAUGAUGACGAUGCCGCCGGCUCUGCUUCCGGCAGCGAUGUUGAUUCCGACGUUGAAGAUUCGGCCAAGCCUACAAGCGAAAAGAAGUCCAAGUCUACAAAGCAGGCUGCUCCCGCGGGCGAGGACGUGGACAUGGACAAUGGCGUGUCAGAGGACGAAGAGGAAGAGGAGGAGGAAGAAGAAGAAGGCGCUGAGCCAUCAUUUGGCGAAAUCAUGCGCGCCAAUGCUGGUCAAGAAGUCGAUGUCGAGGCGGAGUUGGACGAGGAUAACUUGAUGGGCGCCCUGGUGCCCGGCAAGCCCACGACCGCUGUUCAACAAAUCCCUACAGGCGUUUCACUUGCCACCGUACUCACCCAAUCUCUCAAAACCAACGACAAGGACAUGCUCGAAUCCUGCUUCCACACCGCCGACACCUCCAUCAUCCGCACUACGAUCCAACGCCUCGAGUCUCCUCUGGCUGCCACUCUUCUCCAGAAGCUUGCCGAGCGUCUUUCUUCCCGACCCGGUCGUUAUGGUCACCUUCUUGUUUGGGUGCAGUGGACCUGCGUUGCCCACGGAGGUGCCCUGGCCGGUCACCCCGAGCUGUUGAAUCGCAUGGCGACUCUCUACAAAGUGAUGGACCAGCGGUCGUCAAGCUUGCCAUCUCUGCUCUUGCUGAAGGGCAAGCUGGACAUGCUGGACGCGCAGCUCGGCCUUCGACAGUCGAUCCGUGGAGGCGACGAGAUGGACAGUGAGGAUGAAGAUAAUGUUAUCUAUGUAGAGGGUCAAGAUGACGAAGAAGAUGAUGAGGGCAAGCCUCGAACCAAGUCAAUCCGCGAUUCAGCCUUCGAGCAAGACGAGGAUGAGUCAAUGAUGAACGGUGUCGAGGAUGAGUCCGACGAUGACGACGAUGAGGAUGAGGAGGAUGAAGAUGGAUACGAGGGUGUCUUGGACAUCGAGGCUGAAGAGUCAGCUGAUUCAUCUGAUGCCGAAGAGUCUCUCGAGGAGAACGAGGAUGACGAAGAUGAGGACAGCGAAGGUUCCUUGGCGGACUUUGUCGCCGACACCGAAGAUGAGGAGUCCGACGACGAGAUGAUUGAGGCGCCUCCCCCGUCAAAGAAGACCAAAACUACCGCGAGCAAGAGAAAAACUGGCAAGAAAUAA
Penicillium oxalicum is the source of this 2454-nucleotide messenger RNA. RefSeq names its product WD40 repeat and Utp12 domain-containing protein. Lineage: Eukaryota; Fungi; Ascomycota; Eurotiomycetes; Eurotiales; Aspergillaceae. The transcript is spliced from 2 exons. Gene Ontology annotation, biological process: maturation of SSU-rRNA from tricistronic rRNA transcript (SSU-rRNA, 5.8S rRNA, LSU-rRNA). Gene Ontology annotation, molecular function: protein binding. The record is from RefSeq and is a predicted model, not a curated record. Gene Ontology annotation, cellular component: nucleolus. Bases 1 to 2454 code for a protein of 817 amino acids.